CCGGAAGUUCGGCGAACAGCAAGGGCAUCCCUGCGGAGGGGGGUGAUAGGUUCUCGGGCGAUGGGAAGUGACGUCAGCCCCGCCUCCUCUUGUGAUUGGAUGCGGAAGUCUCAGGGUAGUGCAGGGUCAAGAGGCCGGGCGGCUGUGGGUCCGGGAGGCGGCGUGUGUCAGGUGUGUGUCUGUCCGCCAGGCAGCUCCUUAUAUAAACAGAGUGCGGCAUGGAGCCUGAUAUGGGGGCCAGGGACAUGGCAGCUCCUCACUGACUAGCAAACAGCGGCCUGGGGAUAUUCACUAAACUCCGAAUGGCGGAAUUCAGACUAUAAUAGCUGAUCUGGAAACAUUCUCCAGCUGCAGGAUAGUCACAGCUCGGCUAGUCUAGUCUCGGGUUACUAUUGGAAUGUGGAAUUCACUGCACUUCUGAGUUUAGUAAGUGAACCCCUACAGGUCACAAUAUUAACUGUCCCAGGGAUACAGCUUUCUGGCUGGGACUCCUUCCCCCCCCACAAAGAUAUAUACACACACACACACACACACACAUACAGCUAUACAUUGGGAGCAACAGUGUGAUGAUCCUAAAAGUGAAAGGGCAAAGUACUGUACAAAAUCUCUAAAAUACCUAAUCUCAAUGCAGUUAGUCUGAAUUGUGCUCUUAUUUUGUAAACUUUGCUACAUUUUUAAAUGGCCUCAAAUACCUUUUUUUAUUUCUGCCCUGUGCUAGUUUUAGUGUUAAAUUAAGUGAAAAUAUGCGUGCACUUAAUUAUGCAUUUUUUUUUUUUUCCAUUGGGGUAUAUCUACAAACACACUGUAAAAUUUGCAGAUCUCUUGUGUCCUGCCUAUGCAAGCCCUAGACUUUCUGUGGCUGUCUAAACACAAGCUUCCCAGUGCAGCUCAAUGAGAAGUCUUUGUAAGGCAGGUGCUCUGGGCAAUGGCUUCCUCUUGUGUUUAGCUCCACUGAAAUUUCGAACCGACCUGAAAGUACCAAAUGUCGUCCUAACACAAAUGAACAAUCUGUACUCAUUCUGUUAGGGUGAAAUUCGGUAGUUUCGCCGGCGUUCUGUCUAAAUGACAGGACGUUCGGGAAUACUGAAAGCAGGCAUCACGGAGGAAAGGGUGAGUAUUGUGGGAAAAUUUCUCUGACCCACAGGAAGUAGGUCAAGGCUGCUCAAGUGUAGGAAAAAUACAUAAGACAAAGCAGUCCCUAUUUUGUCAUAUGUUUUAAAGAAAACUAGAGCCAAUAGGAAGAAACGGAGAACAGAUCCCGAGAGAGGGAGAGAACAGGAAGUGAUUAGGGAAAGGUAAGUUCGGCAUGAUAGUGCCACUUAGGUAUGAAUUGCUGCUAACUAAUCUGUAGAUUGGAUACUUUCUGGGUUUUUUUUUUUUUUUUGUUUGGUGUUUUUUUUCUCUGAUUCCCUUUGAACAUAUGUUUUUGUACAAAUGAUGAAAAUAAUGUAUAAUUACUUUUAAACAUUGGUAGGGUUAUUAAUUUUUUCUCAAAGGUGACCAGUCACUAGGACCAGAGCUCUUUCAUAGAAUUAACAUUGGAACUGUUGCCUUUAUUAUUAUUAUUAUUAUUAUUAUUAUUAUUAUUAUUAUAUUUAUAUAGCACCAACAAAUUUAGCAGUGCUUUACAAUGGGUGGACUAACAAACAUGUAAUUGUAACCAGACAAGUUUGAAACCCAGAAACAGAGUGGUUGAGCUUUAAAUUUACUUCCAGAUAAAGACUGUGUUUUUUGCUGUUUUGUAACCCUGUAAAUGUAUUGAAGAUGUUUCUUACUCUUAUGCUUGGGGAGGAUAUCUUCCCAUGUGCAGGAAAAAUUCUUAUCCCAUUGGUUCUCUGAACUGACCAUUUGGCUGGAAAAUAAACAUUCAUUAUUACUAAAAGGAGUGUUUUUAUAUGUGUUUUGAACACCUGUGUGUAUUUGUUUACACAUUUGCUCUGACUCUACCCUAGCUUAUUUUCAUUUGCUCUUCCUAUGCCUCUAAGGGCAUAUCAAGUUUCUCGAUGUAGGAAGCAGUAACAGAAUUUUCUCUAAGAUUAGGAUAUAAAAAGGUGAAACAUCUUUUUGUUAACCUCUUAAUCGGUUACUUUUAAUCCCUUAAGGACCAAACUUCUGGAAUAAAAGGGAAUCAUGACAUGUCAGACAUGUCAUGUGUCCUUAAGGGGUUAAAGGACCACUAUAGGCACCCAGACCACUUCAGUUUAAUGAGGUGGUCUGGGUGCCAGGUCCAGCUAGGUUUAACCCUUUUUUCUAUAAACAUAGCAGUUUCAGAGAAACUGCUAUGUUUUUAUAAAUGGGUUAAUCCAGCCUCUAGUGGCUGUCUCAUUGACAGCCGCUAGAGGGCUUCUGCGCUUCUCACUGUGAUUUUCAACAUGUAUAACGGUGCAUGGUUAGAAAUGCUGUUAAUAAACAUCUGCAGUAAGUAGUUAAUUGUCUCAACUCUGAGUUGCAGUGAAAAAUGUUUUACAAACAAAAACUGCUGACAGAAUAUAAUGCUUUAUAUUUAGCUACUAGGUGUUUGAAUUUGAUCUGAGUACUAGUUUUGAGGCUGCAAUUUAUUGACCAAUGUGGAGGGAGGUAUUUUAUCAAUUCUUGGCACUUUAAGCAUCGUUCAAUUUAAAGGUCUGAGAGUUGUAAAUACAAUUCCAGUGCUUUCAAUUUCUGAGUAGAGUUAUAAUUUUCUUACAUUAGCUCAUAUUCUUAUAAUGAACAAUAACACCUCUCUUCAGAACAGAUGUAUUAGAUAAUCUACCUAUUCUAAAUGUGUAUGUUAAUCGGUAGUUUUGGUGGGGCUAGGGGGUGCUGUUUUUUUGGCAUAGCAGUGGUAAGUCCCUCAUUCUUUAUGCCAGACUCUUCAUCCAGUGAGUUCUCUUGAUUUUCAAGUGGGCAGUCAUAAGCAUACUCAGUGUCACAAGUAGGGCAGAUGGGCAUUCACUGGUAUUGGUAUGCUGAGUAGCUAUACAUAUAUUUGCCUGUCACACUCCUAGUCUGUGGUAGACACCAGUUAUUUUCUGUUCAUUUCAAAAUGACAAAGGGUAAUAAUCAAGGAUUGUUAAUAACCACUUUUUUCUUCUUUUUAAUGGUGGUGUUUUGUUUUAGUAUUUUUAUUUCGGAAGCACCUUUAUAUUUUGGAGAGUGCCUUGCGUUUAGGUAUAUUUUAAUUUUUUUUAGUUUGUUUAAUAAAAUGUGUAUCUUUCUUUGUAGCUAAAAGAUGGAUGAAACAAAGGUCUCUCCAUUGAAGCACUUUGUUCAGGCGAAGAAAUCCAUAACGUCUAUCUUUGACCAGUUGGUACAAUAUGUCAGUGAGGGGGUGUUGUUCGUAGAAGGUAAGAUAUGCUUUUUUUUUUUAUAAUGCAUGAGUACAGCAAGCUCCCAGUCAAAAGAAAUAAUGUGGUUUCAGGUGAAAUUUAGUUUAUUUAAAUGCAUAUAGAAGGUAGUAUGCCAUCCAUCUGCAUAGAAUUCUAUAAAAUUUGUCUUUGGCUCAUAGAUGUGCAUAUCUGAUCCUAAAUUCUUCAAACACUUUAAAAGUCAGUAUAACUAUAUGUAAUGAGCAUUCUUUUUUUAAAUGUAUUAUUAUUAUUAUUAUUAUUAUUAUUACAGCAACAUUUAAAAACCCAGAGUUAAGAUAUGUAACAACAAAUGAAGAUCUUAAUAAGAUACAGAGUUUUCAGACAAGAUUGACGGGCAUUGGUGAAGUGCUGUCACGAAGACACAUGAAAGUUGCAUUCUUUGGCAGGUAAGCCCUUACAAUCCCAUACAACUCAAAAAUUCAGAAAGGGGUUAGGCAUAUAAUAUGAAAACCAAAUAUAGUGUCAAUUUUUUUUUUCCUUCUCCCUUUCCUUUGUGUUUCGAGUGUAGAGCUGUGUCUUUAAUGUAGUGUAUGCACAACAAACUGUAAUUGCUCCCAUUGUGAAUAAGAGCAGAAUAUGUUUGCACUUAUUCCAAUAGUACACCUAAAGCAAAUAAAGGAGUUUGACAAUGAGCUUGUAUGGCUUGGAUUUCACUCAUGUACAUGUUUGCAUUAUAAAACACUGUUAUAUCCUAUAGAAGAUAACUUUGCAAUUGUCCAAAGAGAGCAGAGACACAUGAAAGGGAUACAAUAAGUGCCAGGAAUACAAAGCUGUGUUCCUGGCAUUAUAGAAUGAGAAUUUAACAAAUUAGUUUUUCCCCCAACUUUGUCAAUCUUAAUUUCUCUUUCAUACAAAAUUUUAAGAGAGUUAUUUGUGGGACUUGCUGGUUUUGAAGGAAACUUGUAAGGUUUUGUCCCCUAGACGGUAGCUAUUAAGACUUGCAAUGGCCAUGGCAGGCUCUUCAUAGUUUGUCAUUGUCACAAAACCUUUGCACUUGUUGCUGUUAAAAUCAUGGAUAACCUUCACAUUAGUGACAGCUCCAAAAGGCCCAAACAUCUGCCAAAGGAUUCCUUCAUCUGCAUCCUGACCAAGGUUAUAUAUGAAGAUGCACCAUCCAGUUGAAGCACUUCUCGCAACAUUUACACCAGAUAUACUGCUCAUGUGAUCAACUCCUAUUGGGGAAAACCUGAAUCCUUGGGCCUGGUUCUGAACUGGUCCACCAAACCGCCGAUCAGGAGAGUCGCACAACUGGGAAAGGAGGGCCAUAUUUUUAUUCUGAUUAGGAUUGGUGGCAAAUUUCACUUUGAUGGGUUCUGAUGAACCUGGAGUUUUGUGGGCAUUGAAACUUGCUAUAGCUUCUUCUGCUUCAGAUCGCUUAUCAAACCGUAUAAAAGCAACUCCUCGUGAUAAACCUGUGGCCUGAUCAACAAGGACACAUAAAUUGAUAAUACGUCCAAAUCCUGAAAACAUACCUUCCGCAUCCUUUUGUGUCAUUUUCCUUGGGAGUCCACUGAUAUACAAGUUUGCAUCCUUUGUUUUCUGAACUUGGAUGAGCAAUUGGUACCAUUAUAGUUUUUGAUUACAGUCUCAGUCCAUUUAGUGUGUUUAUUGCUCUUUCAGCAUCUUUUACAUUUAGAUAAUUUACAAAACCAUAUCCUAAGCUGUCUCCUAUCUGCUUACCUGCAACUUUAUCACGUAUAAGUUUUGCAGAUUUAACCUUCCCAAUACUACUGAAGAGGCUGCGUAACUCAUCCUGUGUCAUGUUUUGAAGAAAAUAAUUCACAAUCAAAAUGGUUCUGCCAAUGUUAUCCCUGCACACAUCUUCCAUGUGAUCUUCAUAACUGGUGGACAUGUUUUAUUAUUUUAAUAUCCUGGGAGCUUCCCGCUUUGGUCAGAAGGAUGAGCGGCUCUAUAUGUGGCCUGGUUUGGACGUUCCCAGCACAGAGCUUUGUUUGUGUUUUUACUCUGCUUUACUGUUGCUCUUCGAUAAAUGUCAUAUUUUUCUCUUUCAGAACAAGCAGUGGGAAGAGCACAGUAAUUAACUCAAUGCUUUGGGACAAAGUACUACCAAGUGGAAUUGGUCACACAACAAACUGCUUCCUCAGUGUGGAGGGCACUGAUGGAGACAAAGCAUAUCUGAUGACUGAAGGCUCAGAGGAACAGAGGAGUGUCAAGGUAUAUGUCUAGACCAGUGCGCACUGACGUUUUGUAUAUACAAAGCUCAGCCUAUUUGUUACAUCCAUCCCUAGACCAAUUUAAAUUCAUUAUCUUUUAAUUAAAUUGCAUGUCUGGGUCAUUGUACAUGUUGGUUUAGGUUAAAGAACACUCAUCCUAAAACUGUAUUGUACCACUUUAAAGAGGGUGAAAUUAUGGCACGCACGUUUUCUGUAUUGCAGCUUAUCUAUUUUGGUUCUUUGACAUAAAACAUUAGUGUUACUUUUUUAUAAUUCUUGCAAUCCACUGGAAAAGAGAGCUGUGACUGUGAGAGCUGCAUCCACUCACAUCCAAAAUGAUGUUAUUAUAUUUAUGUUGAAUUAACUGAGAACACUACAGAUUUUGGAACAGGCCAUUGCAUUCCCACCUCCAGAUUCAUUAAAGGACCACUCUAGGCACCCAGACCACUUCAGCUUAAUGAAGUGGUCUGGGUGCCAGGUCCAGCUAGGGUUAACCCAUUUUUUUUAUAAACAUAGCAGUUUCAGAGAAACUGCUAUGUUUAUAAAUGGGUUAAUCUUUCCCCUCUAGUGGCUGUCUCAUUGACAGCAGCGCUGUGCGUUUCUCACUGUGAUUUUCACAGUGAGAGCACGCAGCGUCCAUAGGAAAGCAUUGUAAAUGCUUUCUGCGCACGGGCUGAAUGCGCUGCGCAGCUUGCCGCUGCGUGCGCAUUCAGCCCAGGAGGAGGAACGGAGGAGGAGAGGAAGCAGAGAGCUCCCCGCCCAGCGCUGGAAAAAGGUAAGUUUAACCCCUUUCCUCCUUCCAGAGCCGGGCGGGAGGGGGUCCCUGAGGGUGGGGGCACCCUCAGGGCCCUAUAGUGCCAGGAAAACGAGUAUGUUUUCCUGGCACUAUAGUGGUCCUUUAAGGACAGGUGUGUGUGUGUGUGUGUGUGUGUGUGUGUGUAUAUAUAUAUCAUGCACAUUUUAGACUUCUGUAUCACAUUCCUGUCUGUGUCUCCUAAUUGCCAACACCUUGUGAAUCUGCAAUUGGUAUCAGAACUCUUUGGAUCAUGAUUUGGAUAGUUGUUUUUCAAUAAAAACAGACCUUCUCUAAGACAAAUUGCAAUAAACCGCAACUUGUCACAAAUGUAAAAGAUGAUCCUUGUUCUGUUCAGGAAAAGGUGUAACUACAGCUUCCAUUUUGGCAUUCAUAAAUAAGUUGGUAUGUUGGCUUACCUAAAGUUAAUUUAAAAAUAUUUUUAAAAAAAAUUAAUUUUUUUUUUUUUUUUUUCCAGACUGUUAAUCAGCUAGCUCAUGCCUUGCAUAUGGACAAGGAUUUGGAAGCUGGCUGCCUCGUACAUGUCUUCUGGCCAAAGGCAAAGUGCGCUCUCCUCCGAGAUGACCUGGUUCUUGUGGACAGGUAUAUAACCUGCCUGAUAUGGGUUUGCUGUCUUAAUGUCUGUAUAUAAUUUAACCCGUUUUAUGCUGAUAGUUUGUACACGGCCCUAGCUCAGAGUAUGCCCUAUAUUGCUGAGAAAUGUGUGCAGUGCAUUCUCUGGUGCUGCACUGUUUAUUCACCUGUGUAAUGGGAUAAUAUCUUGUGGUUACAGACUGUACUCCUACCUUUUCAAUAUGACAGUAACAAAACAUACUGUUACUUGCAAUGGGCAGCCAUUGGAAGGCUGAAAUUAUUAGAUGACACUCUGUCGAUCCCCGGCGCCUCAGCUAAUCCUUCCUUAUCAGUAUGGCAAAUGCAAGGAGCAGGUAGUGUGGACUGGCACCUGGGGGAACAACUUAUGGGUUAAACUUUUGCAAAAUGGCUUCAUACCGUAAGGCAAGAGGGUUUCCAAGGACUUCAGCCUAUAUUACAACUUUACUAAGAAAAGGUUAUUUUGGGGACUGAGUUUCCCUUUGAAUCUGCAAAAUGAAUUGAUUUAUUCUUGGUAUUGUAGUAAGUCUUUAUAGUCGGAAGAGGAAAAUCCCAAUCAUUUCCUUAUAGCAGUGUUUCCCAAUUGGACACAAAUGGGGUUUCUGCCAAAAUGUCUGAAAACAAAAUGGCUGCGGUUUGCGAGGGAGGAGUGGGCAAUGAUCUCCCUGCUCAGCUCCAUCACGCGCACAGCAGUGAUGCCUGGGCCGGAAUAUGAUGUCACUCCGGCAACAUGAAGAGGCGCACAAGGGAGCUGAGCAGGGAGAUCACUUCUUCCUUGCUGCCAGCCGCUCUGCAACCCCACUGGACCCAAGGGACCGCACGCUCAGCUCAGCAGCCCCACUGAACCACAGGGACAUAGACUCCAUGCCAGCACUACCAAUGGUAGGGAGGCUGGGUGGACUAAAAUUUAAAAAAUAUAUAUAAUUGUAUAUGUGUUUGUGUGUUUGUCAAUGAGAGUGUAUGUGUGUCACUGUGUGUAUCUGUGUCAAGGUUUGUGUAUGUGUCACUGUGUAUCUGAGUGUGUGUGUGUGUGUGUGUGUAACUGUGUCAGACACACACACACACACAUAUAUACAUACACACAUACACACACAGAUACACACUGUGUGUGUGUGUUGCUUUACUAUGUCAAAGGGUUCCACAGGAAAAUUAAUUGGGAAUCCCUGCCUUAUAGGUUGCAGAGUCUUAGAAGUAUUUUUGGGGUUUAUUGAUUAGGGAAAUUCCACCUGCAUAUUUGAUUCUCGUAAAGUAUAUCCUAAAAUAAGCAAAACUCAGUGGUGUAAAAUAAUAUUAUUGUAUAAGCCACUUGUUUCCAUGAAAUUACAUUUUAUUUUAUGCAGUCCUGGAACAGACGUUACUACAGAGCUGGAUAGCUGGAUUGAUAAAUUCUGUCUGGAUGCUGAUGUUUUUGUACUCGUAGCAAAUUCAGAGUCUACACUGAUGAACACGGUGAGCAUCUUGUAUGUAACGUUUUAUUUAGCUUGCUUUCGAUUAUACUUUUUUCAGCAGUGCCAUUGUGUGUGUGUGUGUGUAUAUAUAGUAACAUAGCAAUGUAAGUUUAAAGUAUAAAAAAAAAAUCAGGCCUUUUAAAUUCAAUCUUCCACGCUUCUUUUUCUGUGGCCUAACUGAAAAGAUGUGAAAAAACACAGUGAUCAGAUAUCUAGGAUUUCAAUAUUCUAUUUAAUUGUCCCCCUAUAUUUGCCAAAGUAUGUUUUUCUACUUUUCUGUCAGAACAAAUGAUGGAAAUAUGCAAAAUCAGUUGCAUUGGUGUAAAUAUGGCACAUAUUAAAAUAAAAAAACUUGAGUGUUAGGGUGUAAAAAGGGAUAAAGUGUAUGUCUGUCUGUCUGACUGCCACGCGUAGAAGUCUCAUCCACUUGGAGCUCCGGGUGUAUAGGCAAUGUUCGUCAUAUAUUUAGCACUGGGUGUCUUAACUAACCUCUCCCAGGUGCUCUCGUGGGAGCAGAAUUAGAGUAUCGUGGAAUCUCCCGACACAACCAUAUUGGCUGGCCUCGCAAAUCCUCCCUUCCCCGCAAGCCUCCACCCCCCGGACCUGUUGGGGUCAUCCCGGUCACCACUAGACAGAACAGGUCUGCUUUAUCCUGGUAGAACGAUGGCAGCACUACUCCAUGAGCCAAAAGUUGGACUUCACAAAAUGACUGACUCAUGCAAGCAGCAUGGUUGGAAUCUGGAGCCCCGCUGCCCUGACUCAGCGACCCUAAUCUCACAGAUGCUGGCAUGAUUUGAUGUUAUAUGCCAGCUUUUUUGUGCUAAACUUGACCAUCGCUCCAACCUACUGCAGCCAAUCCAUGUUACUGCGAACGACCGGGGGAGCACAGAGCUGGAAGGCACCGGAGGCCAUACCUGAAUGUCCUUAACUCUGAUCUCCCCACCAAGCUGCACCAAGGCAAAGACUCUGUUGGAGCAUCCCACCACCACGGCACCCUCGCAGACAGAGGGCCCCUCCACAUGGGAGAAGUCGUCCUAAUAGACCGACCGCAAGAUCCGAACAUGAAGGCACCAACAGACAGGUCUGUGGUGCUGGGAACCCUUGGGCUCAAGAAACUGCCAAGUCCGAUCUGGAACACGCAUGGUUCACGAGGAGCAUUUUGCUGAUGCAGUAACAAGUAUUCAGAGGACACAACAAUAUCUCAGACUGCAAAUCCACCUGUGAUUUCUAAGGGAAUGUGCAAAUAAAAUCAAAUACAAAAGCUUAACUUAUAAGUACAUAGCUUCCCAAGAUUAUCUCCCAGAUGAUAACCAUACAGCAUAGAUAUAUUAAAGGUAGGUAGUUUAGGGAUUCUGCUACUGUACCUAGAAUAAAGGAUAAAACCGUGCAAUAUUGUCUGAAAAUAAUCAACAAUCUGGUGUUAUGUUGCACUCGCAAGUUUCAGAUUGUCAGAGGGUUUUAUUGGUGCCACCCUCUAUGUAAUUAAGGGGUUUUCUCUUUUAGUGAUAUCUGUCGGACACCUGGGCCGGUAUGGUGGUUCAGAAAUCUCCAGCCAAAAGGAUAAUCCAGAAUGGGUAUUUAUUCACAUAUGGGGUUAAAAAAAUAGUAAUGAGAAAAUAAGGGUUUUGCUGCACUCACCUACACAUGCUAAAUUAGGGUGCUGCUGGGGGUAUUAGGUGUUUUUAAUAAAACUGAAAAUUGUUCAGCAUUAAAAUGACUGUUUAGUAGAUAAGAGAGUGCGCUGGAUUUUCAUUUUUACUGUAAAAAGAAUAGUAACACAUAAACAACAAUUUAUAUAAAAAGGUACACCGGUCCUACGUGUUUCGUUCUUACAAAGAAGUUCCUCAGGGACCAACCUGCAUAAAAAAGUGAUAAUAAACAAAACCCAAAAGGCAAUCUAAAACACCAUUCCCUCAAAGUUUAUUGGUGGAAUAAUGGGUGUCUUCCCUCACUUGGCUCCCCAUUCGUUGAUGGAUCUUCUCCACAUGUGCUCGUCUUUAACGCUGAUGAAAAGAUUCUUUCGUAGUAUACCGUAAUUACUUCCAUGUUCUGUGACGUAUUUCAAUUGCGUUCCGUUUUGCACUGAUCCAUCAUGGCCUUGUGUUUCACGAUGUGGGAAGAUGUACAAAACGUCCUAGUCUCCCCCUAAUGGUCGCCGGAGGGAACAACCCCAAAACCUUCUAAACGAGAGGACUGUUAAACACACGUUUUGUAUAGCAAAAAUUUUUUAUCCUUCGUUUCAAUUAACAAUAAUUAAAAUGAACCAAAAUAAAAUGAAAAAAACGACAUCCUUCUAUAGCACCACAAUGUGUUUAAACUCCAGAUCUUCGUGCAUAGAGUUUAUUUAUUCAAUAAAAAAAUUUUUAACAAUGUAAUUGUAUAUCAAAUGUGUAUAAAUAUGUUUGCUUUCAUAACUUUUUAUACAAAAUGAAUGGUGCUUUGCAGACAUCUUUUGGUAUGGCCUACGUAUUGACUGCCGCAAGAACACUAGUAGAUAUAUCACAUAGUCCGAGCGACAGUCAAUUCGUGUUUUAAUGGAGAAGGGUUGACCAGUUACAAAAUUAACAGAUGUGAUCUUGUUAGUAUUCACCGAAGAACACUCCUUACAUUGAUUGCAUCCCCUAAAACUUUUUUAAUUUCUGUCUGAGUUUUCAAACGUCAUUUUAUGGCAUAACUUGGUGUUGACAUAUUUUAAAGAUAUUUUUAUUUUUCAUAUAUACAAUAGUUUGGGGGUAGAUGACUUCCUAAAAAUUGGAUCUUCCAAGAGUAUUGGCCAAUAUUUACAUAAACCUUUCUUAAUCUUAUGAUGAUCAAUAUUAUAUUGAGUGACGAAAGCUUGUGUGAAACCUGUCCUACCUUUCUUUGUGCUUGGCUUAUCCAUCAGUAGUUCACUUCUAUUUGUUCUUAGAAAUCACAGGUGGAUUUGCAGCCUCUGGGAUAUUGUUGUGUUCCCAGUGCAUUACACAUACCUAUAUUGUGCUUAAUUUAACAACAUGGCAGACAGCAGUAGUUACCUGCAAAGAAUACAGAAAGCUAGAUUACAAAAGUUUUCAUGUAAGUAGAUGUAAAAGUGUAGGCAGCACUUUGAUAAAACUACUCCAAUGUUUCUGUUGUCCUCAUUUCCAGUGCUUUCCCUGACUGUGCAUCGGCUGAACUGUCUUGUCUGACAUGUUGUUAUAGAUGGUUAAAUGCUGCAAAUAUUAUAGCUCAUACCUUUUUAAGUUCCUCUGGUUUGACAGAAUAGUUAGAGAAAAUUAUAUUUAUUUAAUAUUGCUAACAUUUCUUAAUUUUCUUAUUUUCUUCCCUUUUCAAUUAGGAGAAACAUUUUUUUCACAAAGUCAGUGAGCGAUUGUCUAAACCAAACAUUUUUAUCCUGAAUAAUCGAUGGGACGCAUCUGCAUCUGAACCAGAAUACAUGGAAGAUGUAAGUCUGGAUUUACAGUGAAAUUCUCUAAUUUCUUUAAUUUUAAGUUUUAAAACAUUUAAUGAGCCCUUGGAUUGAACAUGUCAAAUUUACACCUCUGACAACAAAUAAGUGACACUAUAUAAGUGUGAGGUAUUACAUCUUGUAUUUAUAAGAUCUAGUAAUUACUUCUUUUUUUUUUUUCCUUCUAUUAAUUGUAUUAAAAAAAAAAUGAGAGAACUAACCUGCAUAACCCACAUCUAUAGAUAAUAAAAUCAAAACAAUGAAACAGACUGAAGGAGGGACGCGUAUAUACACCAACAGUGCUGCUAAGUGGUCUGGCUUUUUUGCAACUAGACUUUUACUCUUCUGCUUACUCUACAGCCAUUUGAAAUAGGUUUUUUUGCACCACACGUGAACUUGUGAUGACUCCUAAGUAUCCACUCCCACCAAUUUAGCUUAUUGUAGUGCUUAUGGUCCACAGAGUCUAGGUCCCCCCCCCUAUUCUUGAGCAUUUUGACAUAAACUGUGUGUCAACCAGUUCUCUAAGCCUGUCCCAUCUCUAAAGGCUAUUUUAUUUGUGUGGCCAGGUCCGUAAACAACACACAGAGCGAUGUCAGUCAUUUCUUGUGGAUGAGCUGAAAGUUGUAGAUUUGUCAGAGGCACAAAACCGCAUCUUUUUUAUUUCUGCCAAAGAAGUUCUAAAUGCCAGGAUGAACAAAGCACAAGGAAAGCCAGAGACAGGUGGGUACAGAGAAUGCUCAUGGUUCAAUGUUGGUCCCAAAAAUGGUGGUAAAGUUAUCUAAAAAAUAAUAUAUAUAAUUUAUUUUAUAGCUGGGAUUUUUGCUGAAGGAUUUGACACCAGAUUCUUGGAAUUUCAGAAAUUUGAAAAGCUAUUUGAGGUACCAGACAUCUUGAUAUUAUAGUUGCAAAUUGUUAUUUUUAUGUUGCAUUUUAAAUUGUAAUUUAUAAAUGCAAUCAUUUUCUGUUUUUCUCUUAUUUUACCUUUUAUGUUUAAAAACUGAUAUUCUAGUAGUUCAGUACAGUGUAAAUGCCAAGAGGUAUUUCACCAAAUUGUGAGCUUUCGUAAGCUGGCAAAUGACUUGCAAAUAUUUGCCAAAAUAGGUUAGAAGGAAUUACAGCUCAGUAGAUCUGGAAGAUUUUUCCUCACUGCCAUAGUUUGCUGAUCUCAGAACGUUUGCUUAGUGAGUAUGCCCCAUUGCAAAAUAUUAGAGCUAAACUUUUAUUCGAAAAAUCCUUCUGCCAGACACACUGCAAUUGUAAGUGACCAUGACUGUCCUUGUAAGUGACCAUGACUGUCUUCAAAGAAUUCUGCUGCAUGCCUGUAGAUUAUUGAACCCUUAAUUAAUGUAAAAAAUAUAAUAAAAAAAUUAUCAGUUACAUUUCCAUUGCACACUGACAGUGUUUGUUAAAUGCCGACUUUACUAAACGCCAUCAUAAGCCUUGUCUUCAAUGGCAUUUUAAAGCUUUGAUCAGCAAACUGACCAAAUGCUGCUCCAUUGGAGACUGCACAUUGGGUUAUUCACAAAACUCCAUAUUGUUGGGAAUUAAUUAUUAAACCAAAUGUGAAGAGUGCUGAUCAUUUGGUGGUAAUAAUUAAGCGAUCCGGUUUUAUCUGGAGAUAUGUCCCUCUCUCCAUCAAUACUACUAAUUUACUGUCCCAUCUUUGUAAUAAAAAAGCAGCUUGCCUCGCACUUAAUAUUGUGGUCACGUAACAAUACAAAUAGGAAAUAAUUUGGGGAAGGGGGCUUAUGAAUAUUCCAGUGCAUAGAGCUUGCUAUCUCAUUAUUGAAAGUUUUCCAAAAUUACUGAUUUACUUUUGUCCUCAUAUCAUUCCUCAUAAGACAACAGUUCACAUUGUUUGAACACAAUUUAGUGAUAUGUAAAAUGUAGACUGGCUUUGGUCUUGAGGACUGCCAUGAGUCCAGAAAUGUGCAUGUAGGAUGUUUCUCAUGUAUGUACCAAUAACAUAGCUGUGUUCUUGAUUAACAUGUGUAUCUCCUUUGUGUUUCCUACUGCUUUAGUUACUAAUCUGCUUUCUGCUUCAGCCCUGAGUGUCCUUUUUCCUUCCUAAUUAAACUCUAAUAGUGUGUGGUUUUCGUUUCGGACUCUUGCUAGUCAUUGCUGACCUCUAGAUUCAUUUCUUUGGGGAACAAUAACUUUUUUUUUUUAUUUUUCUGUUUUUCCUCCUCAACAUUUUAAUUCAUAACUUGAACUAUCUGAAAACCUAAUUAUUUCUUUUAUUUUCAUUUUAUGUUUGUCCCCCUCAUUAUUGAUUUUGUGUGUGCUGGAAGCCUGUGUGGAUUCUUGUAUUUAUUUGUAAAUAUUAUUUACUACCAAUAUUGGGUGUAGUCAGUUCUGGAAUCAGAAUGGCAAUGUGUAAUGCUGUUAGAACAGCAGCAGUUUGUAAAAAUCAGAGGGUUGGUCAGGCAGCCACAAUGCGAAGUCCCAGCAGCCUGUUGUCACUUUUGUUCAAGUGUCUCAUAAACACAACUUGGAUUAAGCUCUCUCCUCCCAAGAGAAGUGGUCUGUGUGUAACGUAGUAGUGGUCAGAUUAUGGCUGCUGUCAAUUUAAAGAGUAGUAAUAGUCAUCCUAUAUGUUGAGUGGAACUCCUCCUGGGGAUAAAUUAUUAUGGACAGGAAUAGGGGUCUUUUGCUUAGAAGGGGAUCUUCUUUUAGCUGCAAGCAAACCUGUACAACUAUACUUCUGAAGUGAGCUUUAAAGGAUCACUAUAGGGGCAGGAACACAAACGUGUAUUCUUGACCCUAUAGUGUUAAAACCAACAUCUAGCCCCCCCCACACCCCCCAAAUCAAUUACAAUAUUACUUACACAUCACUUCAUUUGGCAGCAGUCAAUAGGGAGUAUUCCAUUUUCCUCAAAAGUGGAAGUGACAUCCUCAUUAAUGUUGUUACCUUCCUAAACCAAAAUAUUUAUUUAAUGUAUGCUCCAAAAAGUUAUAGAAUCCCUCAAGUAUGAGAACAAAAGAAAACUGUAAAGCCGCUAGAAACCACCAAUAUAUGAAAUGAUGUUGUGGUAAAAUCGCUAAAUAGUCUAACUAGAGAUUGUAUAGAUCCCUUUCAGGUUACAUCACUUGUCAUCACUGGUCUGGUCUCACCCUCUCCUGGAUUUGGAUUACAUACCAAAAAUGCAGGACAUUCCAUUCCGUCCUUAUGGUGUUAAAGCCCUUAUAGAGGGAUGGCAUGGAACAUCCUAAUGUCGGGAAGAGGUUAAACUAAAAGAUUAGACUUGGAUAUGUUAAUGUGAUAUUUGCCCAUCUAGUUAUAUUAAACUGGGAUACCUUGUUAUCCACAAUUAUUUUAUAAGUAAUGGGAUUUGUCAACUCACAUUUGGUUUACACUAAUCAGUUUAGGCUCAAAUUAUUAACUGGGCUUAUCAUUGUAAGAUAUGAAUGUUUCACAAUGGCCACUUCAUUAUUGUGUUAUUGUUUUAGAACUCUUUGACUCCUACUACUUUAAAUAAAAUGCUCAUGUUCAUUUUGCUAUAAAUCCUUUACUUUAUUUGAGUAUGAUAUAGAGAAAAUGCAGUAUUAAUGUAAAAUGCCGCAGAAGGUAUUAUAUAAGGGCACAGGGCCAGACCAGGGAGCACGUGCUUAGCACCUCCAUUGGGUGCAGAGUGCUCUAAGCACUCCCUCGUAGUCCUGUGUUUACUGCGGUGUGCCAGACUGUGAUGGAGCGAUUACCGUGGUUUGCACUCAGUGGCGGUGCAAACCACAGGCUCCUACAAAAGGGUAGACCGGUUUAAACUCUGCACAUACAGACUCGCGGCAUCAUGGCCACUUCUUAUCAGUGAAGUUGUCAUGGUGCUUGAAGUAACCCUUUGAGUGAAUAAAUCCGUUUCAGUUAACUAUUCUGCAAGUUCUUGUCAGACAUUAACCAUGAAACAUGCAGCGUGUAUUUACUGGUGGUUAUACAACCUACACAGGCUGAACUUCUUUUGAUCAAAUCUGCACAUUACUGCUGUAGAGUGUGGCACAGAUCUGCUGCUACAUUGUGCCAUAUACCAUAUUUUGUUUGGUCAUGCCUUUUCCCCUUUUGAGUUGUGAGUGCCAAUGGUAGCAGCAGCACAUAUUUUUCUUCCUUGGGUGCUAGUUACCUCUUAUAUUCCUGACUAUGUUUCAAUGGAAUCACAGUAAUGUGUUGUGACUUGGGCUUCACAGGAAUGUAUCUCGCAGUCAGCAGUGAAAACAAAGUUUGAGCAGCACACUAUCAGAGCUAAACAAAUAACAGAUACCGUGAAAGCUAUAAUGGAUUCUAUUAACGUGAGGUCAGCUGACAAAAGGUAGGACCAUGCAAUUUUUUAAGUAUUUGUCCUUUAAGCUUUGGUAGCACAGAUAUAUAUGUAUCUUUUUAUGUAAUGACCCUGCUAUCAAUGUUUGACCCCAUUGAUCUGAAUGUUUUAUAUGUUUCUGCAUCUUGCAGAAUGUGUUAAAAGAUUUGCUUUUUCCAACAGACUGCAAACUUUGAAGCCAUCCCCAAAUUUAAACACUUUCUGCAGUACGCAUAAGGUGGUUUCUCUGUAAUGAGCAAUUCAGUGCUAAGAUCUAUAUUUGGAUUAAUCCUCCAAAACACUGGUUGCUCAACUUUGUUCUUAUUAAUAAUCUCCACCAAUUCGUCUAUCCACACAUUAUUUUUAUUUUGUCGUUCUAUAGACAUACAGGGUCUUUAGCUAAAGUGAAUUUCAAAUUUAAGGCCAGAGCAGCCAAACUAAAAGAAUAGUUGACUUUUUGACCUAUUUUGACCUUAAAUUUGAAAUCCACUUUGAAUUCUCACUUUAGUGAAGAUGCUUGAUACUGGCAGUUUGCUUUCAUUGUUCUCAAAGCUGGCACUGAUCUCUGAUUUUUCUUUUUCUUUCCUUUAUUUUUGCUUUCAGAAUUCAUUCCAUAGAAGACCGAGAGUACCAGAUAGACAGGUUGGAGUUUGUGCAGGGUCAAAUGGCAAUACAAGCUGAGGAUAUCAAGAGACGCAUAUUGCAUAUUGCAGAGGAAGUCAAUGCACAGGUGCAAAAAUUGAAUUAUUUUACAAUGCUGCUAUGAUUUGUGUGUUUUUUUUUUUUUAAUUUUUAUCAUUGUUACGCCAGUUCAUGGGAUUGGACUGUAGUCCCCAAAUGAGAAAAAUCAUGUGACCUAAAAUCUAACAUUGGGCCCCCUUAACUAUGCUGUGUGUUAUUGAGUUAAAAUAGCCACCGAGCAGCUAUGAUUAUAAAAUAGCCCCUUGUUUUUUUUCUCUUUGUUGAAAUCACUACUGUGCGUUAGAAUGCAGUUCUUUUGAUGGGACACUCCACAGUGGACAGUUGCAUUUUUUUAUUUUUUUUGUCUUCCCAUAAUCUAAAUAAUAUAUGAACACAGAUAUCGUUGUGUAAUAAGCUAAAUAAUAAAAAUGAAUGCAAGCGAAGGGUAAAUGCAUAAAAAAAAAUAAAAAAAUGUAACACUUGUAAAAAUGUGUAAUGUAUUUUUGUAUUCUAUGUUAUUGGAGUGUUGUUCAAAUGCUAGUAUGGUCGCCCUACUUGGAGCAGAUUGCACGUAACAAUAGUACAAAUAUUUAUCUUGUGUAAUAUCCAUGUAUUCGUGCAGGUUUCUACUGCCAUGAAGGAGGAGAUCUGUCACCUUUCUCUUCUGGUUGACAAGUUCAGUGAAGACUUCCACCCAUCUCCACAAGUUCUAAAGCACUAUAAAAACGUAAGCUCAAAUCUUAUCCUUCUGCUAGUAAUAAUAUACACAUCCUGAAAAUAAUUAAAUAAAAAUUAAGUCUUUUAAAAAUUGCAGCUGCAUGAUAGAAACCCACAUAAUAAUUACUGAUCAGAGUUAUUUAAAGUAAAACAUUCCUGUUUCUUUUCUCUCCUCAUAAAAGACAUUAUUUCUCAGACAAACUGACAAAACAAUAAAUCUUGCAUCUAUCCCUAGGGACCUCAACUUGCCAACACUCUUGAACUGUGGGCAGUAAUAUCAUUAGAUUGUUAUUUAUCUGCUAUAGAAUAAGCAUGUAUAGUCAUAGGCUUAUGCCAGUAAUUACUGACGUCUUUUAUCCAGUUGAAUAAACAAGAAAUCUGUCUUGUAUGUAGCCUUGGUAAAGUCCAGGCUCUUAAUGAGAGCCAACCACAUCACAAUUUUGUAGAUGUUGGGCAAACAGAAGGAAUAUAGUUUUGUUAAUCUCACUCCCGCUAUGCUGAAGGGGUUAAAACCCCUUCAGCCACUUACCUUUCUCCAGCGCCGGCAUCCCUCGGCGCUGGGGAACUAUCCUCCUCCUGCCGACGUCAGAUCCGAAUGCGCGGCAAUAGCCGCGCACGUGCAUUCAAACCGCCCAUAGGAAAGCAUUACUCAUUGCUUUCCUAUGGACGUCAGCAUCUUCUCACUGUGAUUUUUCACAGUGAGAAUAGCGGAAGCGCCUCUAGCGGCUGUCAGUGAGAUAGCCACUAGAGGCUGGAUUAACCCUAGUGUAAACACAGCAGUUUCUCUGAAACUGGUAUGUUUACAGCUGCAGGGUUAACACUAGAGGGACCUGGCACCCAGACCACUUCAUUGAGCUGAAGUGGUGUGGGUGCCUAUAGUGGUCCUUUAAGCAUUUUAGGGGUAUCCCCCAUUCUCAAUGGUUUUUUUAAAUCUUUUAACGAAGGCUCUGCCCUGUGUUCAUUUUUAUUGUAUGUAGUUCCUAUGUAGUCGUGUUUUUCAUAGAUAAUAAGCAUUUUUCUAUUGGAAAGCUCACACUUGCGGUGUGGUAGGUAUUUCAAAAUGAAUAUGUACAAAAUAUGCAAAACUUGGGGGGCGUGGCCUGACGCCGGAGCUGAACGGUCGCAUGUAGGAGCAGCUCCCGGCGCAGAUUCCAAAACGAGCACACAACAACCGGAAUAAUAAGCGGCACAUACCCGGGUCACCUGGGGAAGGCACACAACAUGUCCCAGCGCCCAAAAAACAAACUUGGGAAGGCAGAGCGUGCCUCCUUUUUCGGCACGAAACUCGCGGCAUCCAAGCAGCGCGAGGGAGCGGAGACUGCGCAAGAUGGCGGCGACUUCGGACCGCGGGAAAACUCCCCCUCACCCAAAUCAUCCCCCACACGGCAGACAGAAGACCAGCCACCUACGAUGGGAGGUAUCCGUGCCCUAAUGUCUGAAUUUUCAGAUAAUAUACAGAAAAGCAUACAGCAAAUUCAGGCUCUAACUGCUGAUUUACAGAGAGACAUACAUGAAAUAGGAAACCGCACAGCUCAAGUGGAGUCCAAAAUGGACGAACAUGCAGAAGCACAUAACCGCUUAGCAGACAAAGUCCAGGAAUUGGACGACAUUCUGGAAGUACACAGGCUAAAGCUAGCUGACAUGGAGGAUAGGGCAAGGCGGAACAAUCUGCGGUUCAGAGGAAUCCCAGAAACAAUUACAAACGCCAAGCUCCAACAUUAUCUCUCAAAACUGCUCCAGAGCCUAGUACCAGAAAUACACCCGGAUCAACUAUUAAUCGACAGGGUGCACAGGCUGCGCAGACCGAAACACCUGCCGCAAACUGCAGAGAGAGAUGUAAUCGCUAGAAUACACUUCUUCCACGCUAAAGAUAAGAUCAUGCGGGCUAGCAGAAACCCAGGUAUGCCGAACGAAUACAACUCCAUCAAAAUCGUCGCGGAUUUAUCAGCGGACACUCUCCAAUUCAGGAAAUCAAUGGCGCCGAUCACCUCCACCCUGCGGGAGCAUGACCUGAAUUACAGAUGGGGAUUCCCUGCCAAACUUCUGAUCUCCCACCAAGGGGCCAUACACGCCAUCACGACCCUGAAGCAAGGCGUCCAGAAACUAAGAGAUUGGGGGCUUCCCCAACCGGCGACAGAACCAACUAAAACAAAAGUGCCCAAGAUGUCACUGGAAUGGACUGUCAAACGAAAGACUGCCCUUCCCCUGGAACACGCGUAACUAUUCCAUAACCACUGUGCAAGUUAAAAUGCUAGAACUUUCAAGUUACAGGGCUAUAGCUUAAUGCUUACUUAGCCAAAAUGUAUUUGUUAAUUAUUGUUAUACUUCAACCUACCUGACCUGCAACAAGCAGCAGUACUUGCUGGUUAGAAUGCGGCGCUGCCCAAUAAGCUUUUCUACUAUUCCCCCACGGGGGCGCAGGCAAGAUAACGGCACAUACUAGCCAUGACGCCAUCCUAUAGCGAGGCUGUGUUUAGAAGUUUAUUGAGACUAUCCCACUGUGAAGGCACAUUUUAAAACAUUGAUGUCACCUUAUAGCGAGGCUGUGUUUAGAAAAUUAUUAAGAUCAGUUUAAUGUUGUUCAUGACAUGUUAGUUUUGCAAUUUGAUGUUCAAAUGCUCUUUUGGUUUCAGGUGGAGGCUUACUAUGUGUAAAAACCUUAUCACCACUACCCCCACUAGACAGGCCUAUCUAUUAGGCGAGUCUCGAGGCUCCACUCCUCGGAGCCAAAUUGGGUGUGUCACCCACCAGUUUUUCCAGUUUUACCCCACCCACUUCCACCCUACCCAUUCUCUCCCCCAGUCACGAACACAAAGUAUGGCACAGCAGAACCGCCGCAGGCUUACCAAACUGACAUACUGCAAUGACCCAGCAGCACCAGUAGUAACCAAGCUCACGCUCCAUAGCAUCCCCUCCCUAUAUAUACAACCAUGGUUAAACUAAUAACGUAUAAUGUAAAAGGAUUGAACUCCCCGGGUAAACGCAGGCUACUACUGCAAGAUCUGAAAAACGAGGACAUAGACAUCGCGUGUAUCCAGGAAACACACUUCACCAACACCCGUACCCCUGCACUCUACACAAAAAUUUAUCCAACACAAUACCACGCUACUUCUGAUAAAAAGACGAAGGGAGUCUCUAUUCUCAUACAUAAAUCCAUAGCAUUUCAAGAAAAAGCAGUCUCUAUAGACCCCCAGGGAAGAUAUGUAAUACUAGUGGGUCUCUUCAAUAAUGUCCAAUAUACAUUGGCCUCUGUAUAUUUCCCCAACACUGGCUCAGAACAAUUCCUCAGACUCAUCCUCAAAGAGAUAGAUAAGGUGAGACAGGGGGGAUUGUUGAUGUGCGGGGAUUUUAACUUUAUAAUAUCCCCGGACUUAGACUCCACAGCACUCCCAAGAGGCACCAGACGAGCAAAUAUAGUAUCCACAGGCAAAAAACUGUCUAGACUGCUCACAUUACAUAACCUGUAUGAUAGCUGGAGAAUACUCCACCCAAGAGAACGGGAUUACUCCUUCCACUCCAAAGUACAUAGCACCUACACCCGCAUAGACACCUACUACGUAGACCAAUCUACAUUACCACAAGUAGCCAAAUGUACAAUGGGAGACAUUACGUGGUCUGACCACGGCCCGGUGUCCCUGGAUCUAUAUGAUAAAUAUCAGUUCAAAGGUAGAGGGAACUGGAGACUAAACGAGUCCCUACUACAAGACAGUAACUUCGUGGAACAAAUAAAGAAUGACCUUAACAAUUACUUUCAGACAAACUCAGGUGGGGAAACAUCAGCCUCGACCAUCUGGUCGGCCCAUAAGGUCGUUGUUCGCGGUUUAUUUAUUAGACAAUCCUCAUAUCUUAAAAAGCAUAGACAAGCGACCUUAAUGGAAUACCAACGGCAAUUAACACAAUUAACUACCCAAAAUAAGGGUGCCCCUUCUCGAGCCCUAGCACUACAAAUCCAAAAUCUGCUAGAUAAAAUCACCGAAUUACGAGCGGUCAAAACCUCAUACAUGUUACACAAGCUCAAAGCGACCCACUACCACCAUAGCGGGAAAGCCACCAAACUCCUAGCUAACAGGCUGAGAGCAAAGCUGGCAGCCACCAAAAUAGCGCAUAUUCAAGACCCAGAAGGUAACAAAAUACAAAACCCAAUGGAUAUCACUCAGGAGUUCGCCAACUAUUACUCCAGCCUCUAUAAUUUGGGCGAAAGACCAGAUACCCCCCCCAUCCAGGACAGUAACAUCACGGAGUUUCUAACCCGUCUACCCCUCCCCAAAAUAAACCACCACCAAAUAGAACAAUUACUCCAACCUAUUACUCUAUCAGAAGUACUCCAAACAAUAAGGAACCUCCCCCCAGGAAAAACCCCAGGAGCAGACGGCCUACCAAACCUGUAUUAUAAAACUUUUGCAGACAUAUUAGGCCCUAAACUUGUCCAAAUAUUCCAAGCAGCUUCUGACUCGGGAGAACUCCCUCCUGAGAUGCUACUAGCAACUAUAGUUACCCUGCCAAAACCUGGGAAACCCCCGGACCAAUGUAAAAAUUUUAGACCUAUCUCCUUAUUAAAUACAGACGCUAAGAUAUACGCAAAAAUCCUGGCCUCCAGACUGGGUAAAAUCCUGCCCUCAAUCAUAGACGAUGACCAAACAGGGUUCGUGAUGGGGAGACAGGGGUUAGACAAUACACGAAAACUGUCCCUAAUUAUGGAAAAAUUGAGAAGAUCAGGCCAAGGUGGGCUACUGUUAGCUCUGGACGCUGAAAAAGCGUUUGACCGCCUAGGUUGGUCCUUCUUGAAACAAGUCUUAUCGACAUUUGGAUUCCCACAACAGUUCAUUCAACAAGUAUUCGCCCUAUAUUCACACCCAAGGGCUCAGGUACUACAAGCAGGCUUCAAAUCAGACCCCUUUCGCAUUACAAACGGCACCCGACAGGGAUGCCCUCUGUCCCCCCUGUUGUACGUACUGGCCCUGGAGCCCUUACUAAUAGCCAUUAGAUCCCAUCCAGACAUUGAAGGCGUAAAUUGGCACGGCCGCCAAAUCAAGAUUAGUGCAUUUGCGGAUGAUAUCCUUCUAUAUGUUUCCCAUCCUGUUACCUCCCUACCACACAUAAUGCACCUUAUCGAGGAAUAUGGUGGUCUCUCAUACUACUCCUUAAACACUUCCAAAACACAAGCAUUAGGGUUACGCCUAGAUCCCCCAGCCCUCACACAGCUACGUAAAACCUACCAAUUCGAAUGGCGCACGAACGAUAUUAAAUACCUAGGCCUGACGUUCACCAAAAAAGCUUCCGACAUGUUCCCAACUAACUACACCAAAGUAUGGAAUGAGUGCCUGACCUUGAUAAGGGGCUGGGAAAAAUUGUUCCUUACUUGGACGGAACGAAUUGUGGCUAUUAAAAUGUCGGUACUACCGAAACUACAAUAUGUGUUUCGGAACCUCCCGUUAAAGGUACCACAAUCUUACUUUAAAACCAUACAAUCGAAGCUACUGCAGUUUACCUGGGGAGCAAAACGGGCGAGAAUUUCUUGCAAACUACUAUCCGCACCAGUGAAACACGGGGGCAUGGCGUUUCCAAAUGUAAAAGCCUACUAUCAGGCGGCAGCCUUAACCCCUCUAUUAACACAUUUGGUGAGGAACAACCAACCACAAUGGGUACACCUAGAGAACCUAGCUGUUAAGCCCUUUGCAAUCCACAUCCUGACAUGGCUGCACAAAUCAAACAGACCAACUACACCGUUACUACCAUUACAAGUACAACUAGCGUUACAGAUUUGGGACACGCAUAGGAGGAAGUUUGAGACAGCCAACCCCCUCUCCAUGGCAACUCCCAUAGAAGCCAUAACAUACUGCAUCCCAACAUUUCACGCAAUGCCGUGGAAGGACAAGGGAAUCUCACACCUAGCUCAGGUCUUUGAAUCAGGCAAGCUGAUGGGUUUUGACCGUCUUAACACGAUCUUUAACCUGCCACACACAUCAAGCUAUUCAUACAUCCAACUUAAAUCCUUUCUACAUACACGUAAUAAAGAUAGUAGAAAUGAGACUACAAUUGCCAGUGCGCUAUCGACCUGGGAACAAACAGGCAUCACAGGCAAACUACCCCAGACCUUCAAACCCUUAUCUGGCUGCUACAGACUUAUUCUGCCAUACCAAUCCCUUUCUGACUCCACUCCAGCACACCAAUGGGAAAUGGACCUCCAAACUCCCAUCACUGAGAAACAGUGGUCUUCUAUCACAUCUUCCACUAGAAAAUUGAUCAAAUCUGCUCCCCUUAUAGAACAACACCAGAAAACAAUAUAUCGGUGGUAUAUGGUGCCGCUACGUAUACACAAACUGUAUCCCACUGCGUCUCCGACGUGUUGGAGAUGCAAACAAGAGAAAGGCUCGGUCCUCCACAUUUGGUGGAAAUGUCCACGCCUAAUCAGGUAUUGGGAAGACACAGGAAAAAUCAUUGCAGAUACUACCACCAUCCACCUACCCUUUGACCCUAAGACCUUUUUACUGUUAGAUAUACCCAGAGAAACACCCACACAAGCGAGAAAAUUAAUGUACCACGUCCUGCUAACCGCACAAAAACUGAUCGCACGACUCUGGAAAACAACAGACACCCCUAGCAUUCCUGCCCUCAUCCAAGACAUAGACAAGCAAGCUAUUUACGAAACAAGCUUUUCCAAAGCGCAGAAUAGCACCAAAUGUAGUGGUAGCACAUGGGAACAGUGGCGAGCUUGGAGAAACGCUAACGCACAACACGUACCCACCAAUCACAACUUAAAAUAACAACUCAACUAACCACAAAAGCUAAACGCAGGUAGACUGGGGGUGGAAAUCGCCUCAAGAAUGUGGGGAACACUAUUACGUCUGAGAGUAGUAUACAGCAGACUGGGACCUAGGAAUGGGUAGUAAGCCUAGAUAGUCGGAUCAUUUGUACUGUGAUGCAUAAAGAGAUCAACCGAUUACUGUGCGCUGUUGAGCCGCCUCAAAGGCCUGCAAAUGUCAACUGUCAAUUGUCAAUUUUUAUAUAUUCCUAACCGACAUAGGAUUCGAUGUAAAGUGACUGUACCCCCCCCCCUUUUUCCCACCUCCCUUCUCUUUUUCUGUACCCAACCCCACCCACCCCUCGUUUUUUUUGAUGUGAAAACCAAUAAAAUACAAAUUUCAACAAAAAAAAAUAUGCAAAACUUGUUUCUUGAUAUUGCAGUAGAGGUUUUCCAGGAGAUCCUCAUUUAUCAGCUGUUCAUUUCAUUGCCCCUUUUAUGUAUCUCAGAAUUUUCCAAUUGCACCCCAUAUUAAUGUAUUCUACAUUCCACUUGUAGCAUUUCUUACAUCUUAGUUUUGGUAAAGUUUAUUGCUUCAUUUAAACUGGACUUCUGUUGACUCUUAGGAACUGAAUGCACAUAUAGAGAAAGGCAUGGGCCGAAAACUAGCUGAUCGUUGCUCCAGUGCAGUGAAUUCAUCCAUACAGAACGCACAAGAAGACAUAAUAGGUAAGCUUUGUAUAUAAUGCUUUGUAUGCGUGUGUCUAUACACAUGUAUAUUCACAUAGCCACUUUUUUUUAAUUUUUUUAUUACAUUGAUGUAAUUUGUUUUCUAAAUUUAUUUUGUGUGUGACUUUAUUUACUUCUUGUACAUAUUCUAUAUAUGUUCAAUGUUGCAAACAAGAUCCUUUUUAGUAUACACUCUAUUGGGACACCUGACCAUUACACCAAACGGCACUUUUAUGACAUUGCAUUCUGGAUACAUAUACAGGGAUGAAAGUUCUUAUUGUAAAGGUGGCAUCCUGUCACAGUACCAUCUUCAACUCACGGAGUUCUAAAGAAUGACUAAUUUUUUCACAAAUUUUUAUAAAUGCAGACUGCAUGGCUAGCUGCUUGAUUUUAUUCACCUGUGGCAAUACCUGUGAUUGAAACACCUGAAUUAAUUAAUUAAGAGGUGUGUCCCAAUACUUUUGUCUAAAAGUGUAUAUUGCCAAAUAACCUUGUGCAUGUUUUGUUUGACAGAAAAGCUGAAGCCUUUGCUGCCCUCCAGUGUUGAAAAAGAAAUUUACACAUCCUUACCAUGUAGAAAGUUUGAUCUCAGCUACAAUCUAAACUGUGAUAAGUUGUGCGCGGAUUUCCAAGAAGACAUUGCCUUUCGCUUUUCCUUUGGCUGGACAUCACUUGUUAAUCGAUAUCUGGGGGAAAAGAAUGCCCGCCUCUUAUUGGCAUUUGCAGAACCAACAUUACAGGUAGUCACUUUAUCCUAACUAGAUCUAUAAUCAUGCAAUGAUCUAACUUCUCCUCAUCUAAUUAUCUCUCCACCUUCGCAUUCAGUAUCAAGUAAGUAGAAAACUGCAGGAUAGUAGGGGCUAUCAUUUCUUAACUUUUCAAUAAGUUGUAAUUUCUGCACAGUCUUUGUACAACUCGACCAAUAGUGAACUUGCCAAGCAUUAACCAAGUUAUUAAUGAGGGUGUGGAAAAAAAAAACACAACUAUUUAUCUUUUUCAAGGUACCUCGGCCAGUCACUACCCCUUCUGCAAAUGGUAUGCCUGCUAUGUCACCACAGUCUGCAACCCAGGAGGAGCUCAUGUUCUCAUUAAUGUCUGGCUUGGCAUCACUAACGUCAAGGGGGUCCGUGGGAGUCAUUAUAGUAGGAGGAGUGGUAAGUACUGAAAAAAUAAAAUACUUAAAAGCUCCAGCUGACUUUUUCUGUUUGUGAUGUAAAGUUAUUUAAAAUUGAAUAACAUAUUGGAUACUUUGGCAGAAAUUUUCUUCAUAUUACAAAAAAAUACCAUCCUUUAUAAUCUCUCUUGUGGAAAUACAACCUGGUUAGCAGUUUUGAGCCUUUAGUUCUUCCCUGUCCAAGUACUUUAAAAGAGGAAGGACUUUUUGCUUGAACUUUGGAAAAGUCGUUGAAUUAAAUCCAAAUUCUUGUGAUGGCAUUCUUACUUGUUUUCUACCCAAACCAUCUUAAAUAUUAUAUAGAAUAUCUUAAGGAUACAAGUCUAAAGUGUUAAUGUAGAUUAAAGUGUGCCCACAAUUAUGUGAUACUUUGUAAUGGUAUGUAUGAAAGCCUUAGAUUAGAUGUGCCUGUGUUAAAAUCCAUUGUCUUGUCUUGUUUACAUUUUGAAAUUUCUGUUCCUUUACAACAGUGCACCCCUAAACAAUAACAUAUUGUAUUAAAGGCAGUGCAGAAUAUUGUAAUAUGCCAACAUUGUCUAUUGUAGAAGUCCCAGGAAAACCAGCUAUUUGCAUUUUUAGGCAUAUGUGUUGUUGAUGUGUUAUUAGUAAAGUCUAAUAUUUUUAAUUUCCUUGGAUAUUUUUACAGAUUUGGAGAGCUGUGGGCUGGAGGCUGAUAGCCGGUUGUUUAUUGGGUUACGGUGGAUUAUACUUGUAUGAGAGGCUAACGUGGAGCACAAGAGCAAAGGAAAGAACAUUCAAACAGCAGUUUGUAAACUAUGCUGCCAAAAAACUGCACAUGAUUGUAAGCAUCACGAGUGCAAACUGCAGUCACCAAGUUCAAAAGUAAGUGAUUUCAGCUGGGGUCUAUAUUGUUUUUUAACAUGAACCUUGGUAGAUGCUUAGACGCUUGGAUGUUGAAAUUUGUAAAUUUUCUUCACAUAUGUUUAUGUUCUGUGCAGAGAGCUGGAAAACACUUUUAUCCAUUUAUGUCAGCAAGUUGAUAUCACAGAAAGAGAACUCAUCAAGUCAAUCAAUAACCUAACUGAUGAAAUAAAACAGCUGGAAGGGAUCCAGAGCAACUCCAAGGUUUUAAGGUAUGGAAGCUGUGUAAAAUGUUAUACAAUAUUGAUGGUAACAAGAUGUUAGGUGCUGUUUUAUUCAUGUAAUUGUUUACAAACCCCAUGCUUUAGCUCAGGAUGUAUGUGUUUUGGAUGGGUUUUAUGUUAGUUUGUUUUGGGUUGGAGGAGGUGUGUGGAUUUGUGUUUUUAUAUUUUGUUUUAUUUUUAUCUAUGGUUAUUUAAGGGUAGAGAUAGUGGGUAUUUCUCUUAAGCCUUUGUGCAGUGGUAUGUACCCACACACUUACAACUUUUUAUUUCUGAAUUCUGAACUAAAGAGGGUUGAGAGAUUUUUGUGCUAUCUUUCCGUUAGUCCCAUGGACUCUUCCUUUAAAAAAUAAAAUAAAAAAAUGAAUCAAAAAUAUUACACAAAGGGAAUCUGUUAGGAAAGUGUUGUGACAAACCUCCUUCAGGUCUCAAUGGAAAUCCUUAAAGUAACUUUGCUUGUAUGCUAGUAAAUCUUAUAGAUUGUUUUUUUUUUUUGUUUUUUUUUUUAUAAUUGUUUUAAUAUUUUUAUUCUGCAGAAAUAAAGCAACACACCUCGAAGCUGAACUAGACCAGUUCAUCAAGACAUUCCUUCACCAGAGCAAGUAAAGUCACAGUAUGCAGUGGCUGAUGCCCAGCCAAGUUGGGAACAUGACUUGAAGAGCUAAGGGGAUACUGAACGUAUGCAAACUCGUUAUCCUUGUUAAUAUCUUCCUUUUGUUAGUCUGCUCCAAACACAGGGAACUAUACACAGUGGAAUAAUCUAGGCUUUUGGAACUGCAAGACAUGCAGUUUGAGAAAAUGGUACAAUAUGGAAAGUACUGGAAUAUCGAAUGGACUGAACUUUAAGACUGUGUAUGAAGUGCACAUAAAGGUACAACAUAUAACAGUUACUAGUUUUGGCAGCCAUUGAUCUUCGUAUCAAAGAUCCAGUAUGGUUAUUGAUAUCAACUGAAUUUUUUUUUCGACCUAGAUUAAUAUGAAUGUAGCUGACCUAUAAAAGUUCUUAAAGUCCAGUCAUUCACGCAAGUUGAUACCAUUAUAUAAAUAGUUUUACUUUAUUUUCAAAGGAGACUUUUAUUAAUGUUUCUCUUUUUUUUUUUUUCUUUUUUUUUUUUACACAGUUGCUCUUUUAUUUGAAUAUCGUUUCCACAUACACCAUUGUACUAAAAUGUGAUCCAAAGUUCAGAAAUAGUAUUAUUUACAAAAUAAUGUAUUUAUUUCAAUGCACACAAUAUUAUCAAUUGCCUAAUGC
This is a messenger RNA of Pelobates cultripes (western spadefoot toad), 28488 nucleotides long. The record is from the annotation of a GenBank genome assembly. NCBI's taxonomy places the organism in Eukaryota, Metazoa, Chordata, Amphibia, Anura, Pelobatidae.